Messenger RNA from Corticium candelabrum, 1309 nucleotides. RefSeq lists its product as uncharacterized. Lineage: Eukaryota; Metazoa; Porifera; Homoscleromorpha; Homosclerophorida; Plakinidae. Bases 413 to 1063 code for a protein of 216 amino acids. The record is from RefSeq and is a predicted model, not a curated record. The transcript has 4 exons.
AGCACUCCAAAGCAUGGCAAAUGAGUCAAGGCUAAGCACCAUUGGCGUAAAAAAGAUGAGCAGUAGACUCAAAAUUUGCCAUCAAAUCAAGGAACUCUAGAAGAAAACAACAAGUCUACAAUGGCUUCGAUCUACCCAUACUCCAGUACACCACAGCACAACCUGAGCACUAUGACCAAGGAUGUUCCUGCUGCUAUUAAUGUACACCUCACACCUGCUGUGGAAGUCUCCGAAGCAGGACAAGCCUUUUUGAAAGCACAUCAUCCAUGGAUGCACACACAGUACAUGCAUGGGAAGCGUCUCAUAAGAAAACUGCAAGAGAAUUCUUUAGUUCUGCCAAGAACUUAAGAAUUUAGAUGGUGAUCAGACUAGACGAGACGAAGCUGUCCGAGACCUCUUGCCAAAGUGUUCCAUGCCAGAGAUUGGAUUCGGGGAAGCUGGAAUCCGUAGUCAUCUAAUGGACAGUAUGAGGGAACACAGAAGACGAAUCGCCAGUCUUUCCAUGCGUCCAAAGGAAGCUGAUGAGCCCUCCCCAACCGCAACUGCAACCAAGCCCAAGACUCUGACGGAAAGAAACAUCUGCUUCGACGACCACAACGCAGCUGCAGACGCCGAUGUGUCGGCACGUGAAAUCGAAGUCGAAGAUGAAGACUGCAGUCCACAACUCGAUCUCCAUAGCGCACUUUCGACACCAAUAAUCACAGCUCCAUUUCCAUUUCCCGCUUCCCGAAAAAGACUAGCUGCAGCAGCGUCAGCAUCUCUCGUAGGCACCGAAGCUGCCUCUCAUUGUCAGUUAGGUCGCGGAGAAAGAGCGAAACGACUCUCACUGGAGAACCUAGGUGUCGCUCCAGCCAACUGCAGUCGAGAACAUCACGAGGCGAACGUUAACGAUACGGCUCUUGAUACAGCGAUUGCCCAAGAUGAAAGUAAAUGUAUCCGUGAUAUUAUCAGUAUACGCCCCCUAAUUGUACGCUUUGGCAGAUCACGAGUUAUCGCAGAGAAGCAGCAAUGCUGUUGUAGCAGCCGUACUGAAGAUGCCAAACAUUUCAGUGGCACUUCUUAAUAAGCAUUUAAGACCGAUGGCAAAGCUUCUUGGCGUGCAACGCUACUCGGGCAAAGACAAAAACUGGUUCGUUGUAGAGUUGGCGCACGAGCUAGUAGCCAGGAAGUGGGUCGAUGUCAAUGGAGACAGAAGACUGCUCUCUAGCGAUAACAUAGUAGUUGCUAGGUACUUUUAGAUAUAAUUAGACUAGCUACGUAGUUUGCAGUGCCAAAGUGUAAAUUGUUGCGAAAGUCUAGCUAAUAAAGA